AUGCCCACCAUCUCGGUCGACAAGGCCGCUCUCUUCAAGGAGCUGGGCCGAGACUAUACUACGGAGGAAUUCGACGAGCUGUGCUUCGAGUUCGGUAUCGAGCUUGACGAGGAUACUACAAACUCGGACCGCCCCAUCGUCGACGGAGUGCAAGAACCUCCCCAGCUCAAGAUCGAAAUCCCCGCCAACCGAUAUGAUUUGCUGUGCUUCGAGGGCAUUGCGCUCAUGCUCAACAUCUUCCUGGAACGGAAGCCGCUCCCCGAGUACAGGUUGGUCCCGCCAGUGAAUGGACAGAUGCAGCAGAUUAUUGUGAAGGAAGACACCACGAAGGUCAGACCCUAUGUGUCCGGCGCCAUUCUACGAAAUGUCAAAUUCGACCAGGCUCGCUACGAGUCCUUCAUUGCUCUUCAGGACAAGCUUCACCAGAACUUGGCCCGUCAAAGAACUCUGGUCUCAAUUGGUACCCACGACUUGGACACCGUCCAGGGUCCUUUCACCUAUGAGGCCCACCCUCCCAAGGACAUCAAGUUCACCCCAUUGAACCAGACCAAGGAAAUGGACGGCGAGGAGUUGAUGAGCUUCUAUGAGAAACACCCGCAACUGGGCAAGUACCUGCACAUUAUUCGUGACUCCCCAGUGUACCCAAUCAUUUACGACUCCAAGCGGACUGUCUGCUCUUUGCCCCCUAUUAUCAACAGCGAUCACUCAAAGAUCGGCCUGCACACCACAAAUGUCUUCAUUGAAAUCACAGCUCUUGAUAAGACUAAGCUCGACAUUGUGACUAAGAUGAUGGUCACCAUGUUCUCCCAAUACACCGCGGAGCCUUUCACUAUCGAGCCCGUCCAGAUUGUCUCUGAACACAACAAGGAGACUCGUGUCAGCCCUGAUAUCACCCCCCGCACCACUCAGGCCGAGGUCUCAUACAUCAACCAGUGCUGUGGCUUGAACCUCAGCCCUGCUGAAAUCAGCAGCCGUCUCACCAAGAUGGCCUACCGCGCCAAGCCCUCCACAAACAACCCUGAUACCAUUGAUGUCGAAAUCCCCGCAACCCGCGCUGAUGUUCUCCACCAGUGCGAUAUCAUGGAGGAUGUAGCCAUUGCCUACGGUUUCAACUCUCUUCCCCGUGCAUUCCCCGACAUUUCCGGCACAGUCGCCAAGCCUCUUCCCAUUAACAAGCUUUCUGACAUUGUUCGUGUGGAGACUGCUAUGGCCGGCUGGUCCGAGGUGAUGCCUCUGAUCUUGUGCUCGCACGACGAGAACUUCGGGUGGUUGAACCGCAAGGAUGAUGGAAACACCGCCGUCAAGCUGGCCAACCCCAAGACCCUCGAGUUCCAGGUUGUCCGCACCAGCCUGGUCCCGGGUCUUCUGAAGACCAUUGGUGAAAACAAGAAUCACUCUAUUCCCAUGAAGAUCUUCGAGGUCAGCGAUGUCGCCUUCAAGGAUCUUUCCCUGGAGCGCAAGAGCCGCAACGAGCGACACUUUGCCGCUGCCUUCUACGGCAAGUCCAGUGGAUUCGAAAUCGUCCACGGUCUUCUCGACCGUGUCAUGGCCAUGCUCAAGAGCGCCUGUAUCACCGGCGAGGAGGGUCUUGAGAACACCGCUGCCAGCGACUCACAGUACUGGAUCAAGGAGCUGGAUGACCCCACCUACUUCCCCGGCCACGCCGCCUCUAUCCACGUCCGCAUUGCCGGCAAGGAGUCCGUCAUCGGUGCUUUCGGUGUCCUGCACCCCACCGUGCUUGGAAAUUACGGUCUGAAGUACCCCACCAGUACUUUGGAACUCAACGUUGAGGCUUUCCUGUAA
Molecule: messenger RNA, 1803 nt
Organism: Penicillium antarcticum
Lineage: Eukaryota; Fungi; Ascomycota; Eurotiomycetes; Eurotiales; Aspergillaceae
Product: phenylalanine--tRNA ligase subunit beta
Exons: 9
Coding region: 1-1803 (600 amino acids)
Biological process (GO): phenylalanyl-tRNA aminoacylation
Cellular component (GO): phenylalanine-tRNA ligase complex; cytoplasm
Molecular function (GO): ATP binding; magnesium ion binding; phenylalanine-tRNA ligase activity
Source: RefSeq, a predicted model, not a curated record